CUGGCGCUCCAUCCCGUCCCCCCUUUUUUUUUCUUUUUCUUUUCUCCUUCCUUGCCUGGCUUGUCCCUCUCUUUGUCCAGCUUGUCCUUCCACUAUCCUUUCUCUCUCUAUUUCCCAGCACUACGUGGGGCCCUGUUUUGCCCCCUCCCCAUUUACCUCAUCAAUAACAGUGGUGCUGUGUGUGUGUGUGUGUGCCAGUGCAUUAAGAAAAUUGGUUCUCUGCGACGCAGCGCUCUCUUUGACUCCAGUAAUCGCAGCAAAGAGAGAGAGAGAGCGAGGGAGAUGAUCUGGCUCUGAUUCUGCUGCUGAGAUACGGUCUGCGGCACUCCCUCCACACACAAACAUGCACACACAGUGUCACCAUGAUUCACAUUGAAGCCAGACAGACUGCUUGUCCCUUUUGAACUCACUGUAAAAAGCUCUCUGGCGCUCUCUCUGGCGCUCUCUCUCUCUCGCCACUUCAGCUUAAUAGAUUUGGUUCCUUGUGACUUAUUGUUCGGAUCUUCUGACUACCACCCACCGGUAGGUAGGUAGGUAGCAAAACUACUCUGAUAAUUGGCAACCUGAUCAAAACUCCCUGGAGACCCAUUUUGGCUCUACGGAUCGGAGAGGCUGCCACUGAGGACCCUUUCAACCAUUUGCUUUUCUGUAGGCCAAACCCACGUAUGUGUUGGGUGCGAGAAAAGAAUUGAAAUCCUUAUCACACACCUGCCUGAUAGGAUGAUGAUACGUGGGAACUCCUGUACUCUUAGUCCUAUGUAUUCCAAAAGUGGGCGUCAUUUUCCGUAGCACACAUCUGGCAGGUAUGCAACUAUUGGAACAAAAGAACGGUGGGAGUCCUGAGGAAGCCCACGAGUUGGCCAAAGGUACAAAAGAAAAGGGCGGUGAGCAAGAAGAUGGCAGGCGGCCCCCGACGAUCACUCUUGCGCUCCCAAGCAGGCCAAUUGAUAUUAACGGCUGACUGUAGAUCUAGCUGAUCAAUGGUCCGUCCCCUGGACGUCUCAUCCCAGCCAAGAGCUUUAACAGCCAGCCAGCCGUCCGUCCAUAGGAGCGGCGCUGACGAGAGCUGAGCUUUUUAAGGCCUCCUCUCACUAAUUGAACGAAUCAAUCAUGCUCUUGGGCAUGCCUUUUGAAGUGGAAUGCAAUGAUGACUAUUUGAUUUGUUGCUAUUUGUUUUGAAAUUCCAUUUUGGAUUUUUCAACCUAUAGCUCUGUUCCUUCUGCAUGUUAUGUCCUAACCUCCAACAGAGGCUAAAGUGCAGGACGGACCAUGAGGCAAUUGCUGAAAGCCAAUGGUGUUGUCCUGAUCACUUUUUAGUCUUGUUGCUUUCAACUUGUACGAAUGCGAUUCGACAUUCUAUUCGGUGUUUGUCGUAAACGAGUGACGCAUUUUGACAUUUUCCACGCCCAACUGGAGCCACGACGCCUCGUCAAAUGCAGUGUACCUUUACAUCACUCCACCGUUAUCUGCUCGUAAAAUUACAACGGCCGCCAUCUGGGGCGGUCGGGGUCAGUGGUUUUUCCGCCCGGUCCGUCGCCCGCCACCUUCCGACCCGUGUCUCCUUUCACUGCAGCUGCCUGUGACUUUUACCAUCGCUGAGGUGUUUUGAGCGAAUGGCCCACGUCUUGUUUCUUUAGGAAGAACAUUCUGUUUUAUUGCGCUGCUCACGCCAUUUCCAUACCCCCUCCUUUUAGCAGGCCGCCUACUGGAGUCCAAACAAAGCGACAGGAGAGCCCAAAGAGCCGUCAGAUCGAGAGGAGCAGCACACACAACACAACACAACCGGUGACCUUCAUUCAGCGCUUGGCAUAUUCAGAAGCGGGUGGCGGGCCGAGGCCUUGGCCCACAUGAGGAAAAGCGUAGCGCAUUGUCAAGCUGGCAUCAACACUGCCAAAAGUGGUUUUGGAAUUUUUGAGUGGCGGCUAAAAGGAAACAGAUGACAGUGGCAACAUGUGAUCUGUGGACCCACCUGAGCCCGUCCAGGUGUCAAGUCUGCCCAAAGAAGGGCGACGCCACCCCGAAGCCUUAACGCCAUGGGCAGGAAAGAGCAGGACUUGGAUUCUUGCUUAGUUUGUCUUCUCUGGUAGACUGAGCCAAACUCAGUCCAAGUUGAGAUGAAGAGGAGCGCAAGUGACAACCGGCACAGCUCUACGGAUCCUCACGACUCUCCGGAGUCCACCGACCUCCGCGACGACCGCCCACUUCCCAGGAGUCCAGCCGGCGAGAGCGGCGGCAGCGACGAAGACCAAGGUCACCUGCUCUACCACGUCGGCCUCGUGAUUAAGCAACGCUAUGAGGUGGUGUCCACGCUGGGAGAGGGAGCCUUCGCAAAAGUGGCCGAGUGUAUCGACCGAGACACAGACACUCGCGUGGCAGUCAAGAUCGUGCGCAACAGCCAAAGUUUCCAGCGGGCGGCCAAAUGCGAGAUCGCCGUCCUGGAGGAGAUCAACACCUUGGACGACGACAACAGAUUCGCUUGCGUGCGGAUGUUGGACUGCUUUGAGCACCGAGGCCACGUGUGUCUGGUCUUCGAGCUCCUGGGACGCAGUACCUACGAGGUCCUCCGGCAAAACCAGUUCCUGCCGUUCAGCGUGGAGCAGAUCCGACACAUGGCCUUUCAGAUCUUCCAAGCCGUCAGCUUCCUGCAUCGCAAUAAACUGACCCACACUGAUCUGAAACCGGAAAACAUCUUGUUUGUCUGCUCCGACUACGACGUGAAAUACAACGAGCGGAUGAAACUUGACAAGAGGAAGACGAGGAGUCCCGAUGUAAAGGUGGUGGACUUUGGCAGCGCCGUUUUCGACCACCAGCAUCACCCACCCUUAGUGUCCACGCGCCACUAUCGAGCUCCGGAAAUCAUACUCGAGUUAGGCUGGAAUCAAUCUUGUGACGUUUGGAGUUUGGCCUGCGUUCUCAUGGAGUACUACUUGGGACACACGCUCUUCCCGACUCAUGACAGCAGGGAGCAUCUGGCCAUGAUGGAGACAAUUCUGGGACCCAUCCCGCCGCACAUGCUGAAACAAACCAGAAAGCAACACUACGUCCUCAAUGAGCGACUGGACUGGGACGAAGGCAGCUCCUCGGGCCGGUACGUCCGAAAACACUGCAGGCCUCUCAAGAGCCUGCCGGGGCGCAGCGAGGAUGAGCGCCAGCUGUUGGACCUUCUGGCCCGCAUGCUGGAGUUGGACGUGAGUCGGCGCAUCACCCUGGAGGAGGCGCUGUGGCACCCCUUUUUCCAAGCGGCCAGACUGGAGAAACAAAGGCCAAGCUAACGAACCUACAGUACAGUGCAGUGCAGUGCAGUGCAGUGCAGUGCAGUGCAGUGCAGUGCAGUGCAGUGCAGUGCAGUGCAGUGCAGUGCAGUGCAGUGCAGUGCAGUGCAGUACAGUACAGUACAGUACAGUACAGUGCAGUACAGUACAGUACAGUACAGUGCAGUGCAGUACAGUACAGUAGAGUGCAGUCAAUGCUUACUAUUUGGUUAAGGGACCCAGACCAGAUGCAAUUACAGUAGCAACGUCAAAUUGACCAAAAGAGACGAUUGGAUGCUGAAGAAGACAUCUGGUCACCAUCAUAACAAAAUAAAUGUGUUGUGGAUACAGUGCUUUA
Molecule: messenger RNA, 3609 nt
Organism: Syngnathus typhle (broad-nosed pipefish)
Lineage: Eukaryota; Metazoa; Chordata; Actinopteri; Syngnathiformes; Syngnathidae
Product: dual specificity protein kinase CLK4-like
Exons: 13
Coding region: 2115-3272 (385 amino acids)
Biological process (GO): protein phosphorylation; regulation of RNA splicing
Cellular component (GO): nucleus
Molecular function (GO): protein tyrosine kinase activity; ATP binding
Source: RefSeq, a predicted model, not a curated record